Penicillium canariense is the source of this 3123-nucleotide messenger RNA. RefSeq lists its product as uncharacterized. The coding region runs from base 1 to 3123 and encodes 1040 amino acids. Gene Ontology annotation, cellular component: endoplasmic reticulum membrane. Gene Ontology annotation, biological process: oligosaccharide metabolic process; protein N-linked glycosylation. The record is from RefSeq and is a predicted model, not a curated record. NCBI's taxonomy places the organism in Eukaryota, Fungi, Ascomycota, Eurotiomycetes, Eurotiales, Aspergillaceae. Gene Ontology annotation, molecular function: Glc3Man9GlcNAc2 oligosaccharide glucosidase activity. The transcript is spliced from 9 exons.
AUGGUACUGAUCGACAAGCACGAGUAUCUCACGGAGGAAGAAAAACGUCUCAAGGAGGAUCGGGAUCGCACUCGUUACUGGAAGAAAUGGGGCCCGUACGUGGCUGAGAGACAAUGGGCAACCGUGCGUGAGGAUUACUCUGAGGAUGGUGACGCCUGGAGCUAUUUCUCGCACGACCAUGCGCGGUCGCGAACCUUUCGCUGGGGUGAGGAUGGCAUCGCCGGCGUGUGCGACACCCAUGGGUUGCAGAACAUUGCAUUCACGUUUUGGAAUGGAGAAGAUGAUUUUCUAAAAGAGCGGCUUUUCGGCCUGUCAAACCCGCAAGGUAACCACGGCGAGAGUAUCAAGGAGGCCCAUUUCCAUGUCGACAAUACCCCCACGCAUUCCUACAUGAAGUUCCUCUACAAAUACCCUCAAAAGAAGUUCCCCUAUCAGGAGUUGGUUGACGAGAAUGCCAAACGAUCGCGCCUAGAACGCGAAUACCAAAUUCUCGACACUGAUGUCUUCGAUGAGAACAGAUACUGGGAUAUCUUCAUUGAAACUGCUAAAGAAGGCAACGACGAAGAGGAACUCAUCUUCCGCGUGAUCGCAUACAACCGAGGUCCCGAACCGGCACAUCUGCACAUCAUCCCUCAUGUUUGGUUCCGGAACACCUGGUCUUGGGGCUAUGAGAAAGAGAAUUCCAAGCCAACCAUCAAGCAGGAGGGGCCUCUGGUAGCGAAAUCGAACCACCGCAAGCUGGGUGAACGAUACGUUUGCUUUGCCCCUUCGCCUCCAAUUGGAUCCAGCGAUGAAGACAUUCAGCCACGCAUGCUUUUCACCGAGAAUGAGACCAACAAUCAAAAGCUAUGGGGUACAGAUAACCAACACCCAUACGUUAAGGAUGCUUUCCAUCGCCUUAUUGUGGAUGAAGAGAAGGAUGCAAUUAACCCUGCCAAUGAGGGUACCAAGUUCGGUGCGUGGUAUGCCUUCGACGAGGGCGAGGGUGUCCCUCCAGGAGAAUGCGCUAUUGUUCGGUUCCGAUUCUCCCGGAAGAAGGAGGACUUCGUGGACGAGGAAGUUCUGGAUGAUGUGAUUGAACAGCGUCGCGCCGAGGCAGACGACUUCUACUACCGCAUCAGCCCCCUUCCCAUGAGUGAUGACCUUCGAAACAUCCAGCGACAGGCCUUUUCGGGCAUGAUGUGGUGCAAGCAAUACUAUCACUUUAUUUGGGACCAAUGGAGUAACGGUGACCCAGCUGAGAUCCCCCCUCCUCCCGGACGAAAGGGGAUUCGCAAUGAGCAAUGGCGGCAUCUCUAUAUCGAUGAUAUCCUCUCGAUGCCCGACUCCUGGGAGUAUCCGUUCUUCGCCGCCUGGGAUACCGCCUUCCACUGCAUCCCGUUGGCAAUGAUUGACCCAGAUUUCGCCAAGAAGCAGCUUGACCUCCUGACUCGCGAAUGGUACAUGCAUCCCAACGGCCAGCUUCCGGCCUACGAGUGGAACUUUGGAGACGUCAACCCGCCCGUGCAUGCUUGGGCCGUUUUCCGCACCUUCAAGAUCGAGCGCAAAAUGUAUGGCCGCCAGGACUUGGAUUUCCUCGAACGCGUCUUCCAGAAACUCCUGCUGAACUUUACCUGGUGGGUGAACCGGAAGGAUUCGGAUGGUAAGAACGUUUUCGAGGGAGGUUUCUUGGGUCUGGAUAACAUCGGGCUGUUCAACCGCUCCGAGCCUCUGCCUACCGGUGGUGUCCUUGAGCAAGCGGACAGCACGGGUUGGAUGGCAUUCUACUGUCUGACUAUGUUGAACAUUGCAUUGGAGCUGGCUAAGCACCGCCGCACAUAUGAGGACAUUGCAUCCAAAUUUUUUGAGCAUUUCGUUCUCAUCAGCGACGCAAUGACUUACCGGUCUGGCGAGGACAGCAUCAAGUCACUGUGGAAUGAAGAAGACAAAUUCUACUAUGAUGCCAUCUCGUAUGGGGGUCCCUGGACUCAACAGCUGCCUAUUAGAUCGUUGGUCGGUCUCAUUCCGCUAUAUGCUGUUCUCACCCUUGAGCCAGAGAUUAUCAAAAAGUUCCCCUCGUUCAAACGACGCCUUGACUGGUUCAUUGAGAACAAGCAGGAUGUCGCUGAGCGCAACAUUGCCAGCAUGAAGCGCCGGGGUAAGGAUGAUCGCCUGCUUCUAUCACUUGUUAGUAAAGACAGACUGGAAAACAUCUUGAAGCGCAUGCUCGAUGAGACCGAGUUCCUGUCCGAGCAUGGCAUCCGUUCCAUGUCGAAGUACCAUGAGGAAAACCCAUACUCGAUGGACGUGAACGGUCAGACGUUCCAGGUGGGCUACGUGCCUGGCGACUCAGACAGCGCCCUAUUUGGCGGUAACAGCAACUGGCGUGGGCCGAUCUGGCUGUGCGUCAAUUUUUUGCUUGUGGAAUCUCUGCUGCGCUUCUACAUGUUCUACGGCGACUCGUUCCAGAUCGAGUGCCCCACUGGCUCGGGAGACUACAUGCACCUGGGCCACAUCGCCGAAGAGCUGCAGCAUCGUAUGCAGCAUCUUUUCGCUCGGAAUGACGACGGUCGUCGUGCUAUCAACGGAAAAUCCGAUCUGCUCGACUAUGAUGAGCACUGGAAGGACUACUUGUGGUUCCACGAGUUCUUCGACGGGGAUACUGGCCGUGGCCUGGGCACUUCACAUCAGUGCGGUUGGACCGGGUUGAUUGCCAAGAUCAUCCAUGACACGGGGCUCAACUGCCGCAUACCCCAGACGCCACGAUCACCCUUCGCCGCUGCGUCUCACUAUUUCGAUGACAUGUUCUCGCGCUCAGGCCGCCGCCCCAGCUCUAGCCGUCCGUCCGUCAGGCGCUCAUCGACUAACCGCUCCAUCGGCAACCGCAGUGACUUCAACUCCACGAUUGCGGGUGAUGCAACCCCAGCGGCCUCGACUGUUGUCGACGAUGAGGACGCCAGCAGGCCCGUCAGCCGGCGCGACAGCAGCGCUGGUCUGUCUCGCAACGGCGCCAGCGACGAGCAUUUGCAUAAUUACGUUGAGAGUCAGUUGCAGCGGGUUCGCAGCUCUGCAUCGAUUGCCACCGGGUAUGAGGAUGAGCUCGAAACGCAAGCAGAGAAGCAGAAUGGGGAUAGUAGCCAUUGA